AUGAGCACUGAAACGGUCUUACAAAUAUUGAAUCGAAUAAGGUUAUUCCUUCAAAAAGAAAAGAAUUUAACAAAUUUAAGUCAAAUAGAAUCCUAUGCCAACCAGUUCUCAAAGCAUUCGAUAAUUGACGUAAACCUCCACUGCUCCAAAUUACCGAGGACAAAAGAAGAUAGGGGGGCUCAGUGGCUUCUUCCCCCAGAAUAUCAUCAUUUAAGAUGCUACAAAUCAACAGGGGACGGAAAUUGUCUUUUCAAUUCCGCCUCCCUGUUAAUCACAGGGACAGAAAAGAUUGCCUCGCAAUUCCGCCUUUUAACGGUUCUUGAAUUAAUGAAAAAUAUUAAAUAUUAUUUAAACGUCCCCAUCUUCAAGAAAUCAAUAAUUUACUCAAAUGAAGCUUUCCAAACUGCUGAAAAGUUUAAUAACAAUAACAACAAUAUUAAAGAGUUCGAUAAACAAUUUGUUUAUUUACAAGAAUUAUCAUUAAUCUGUAAACCAGGAAACUGGUGUGGCAUGGUUGCCAUCUAUGGCCUUUCCUCGGUCUUACAAAGAAAAAUCUGCUCCAUUUUUCCACCAGUCAAACAAAGACUCUUAAUCAAUACUUACAAUAAACUAAUUGAGCCACGAUUAGAUGUUAAUAACAAUAAUGAUAAUGAAGAAAUUUAUCAUGAUCCAAUACACAUCUUUUGGACAAACAUAUCCGUCACCAAUAAACAAAAGGCAAUAACUUUCUUGAAAUCCGAUCUUAUUCAAACAAAUCACUUCGUACCAUGUAUCAAAGCCCGCGACGAACAAACCAGAUCUAGCAAUAUAUCUCGUAGUAACGCAGCUGAAUCUAAUAAUGCGCCUCGUGAUGGUCAAGCCCGUAAUUUGCCUAGUAACGUAUCUCAUAAGAGCUUAGUCCAGCCUAACAAUGUUCCCCAUCGUAACAGAGCGGAAUCUACCAAUGUUCUAAAUAAUGAACGAGCAGAAUCUAGGAAUGUUCUAAAUAACGUCCGAGUGAAAUCUGACAAUAUACGCCAUCAUAACCGAGCGGAAUCUAGGAAUAUUCUAAAUAAUUACCGAGCAGAAUCUAGAAGUAUUCUAAAUAAUAACCAAGCAGAAUCUAGGAAUAUUCUAAAUGGCAACCGAGUGGAAUCUGACAAUGUGCUCCAUCACAACCGAACAGAAUCUAGAAAUAUUUUAAAUAAUAACCGAGUGAAAUCUGACAAUGUGCCCCAUCAUAAUCGAACAGAAUCUAGGAAUGUUCUAAAUAAUAACCGAGCGGAAUCUAAGAACGUGUCCCAUCAUAAUCAUAAUCGAGAAGAAUCUAGCAAUGUUCCCUCGGAAUUUAACAAUAUGGCUCGCAGAACGCACGAGAUUCUUGUAAGACACAAUAGAAGGAAGCUGGAUCAUCAAGAGGCACCACAGUCUUCUAUAAGAAAGAUCAAGACAUCUAAUGGCGUGUCCGUUCAUCAAGAAUUCCCAACUAGAAGAAUCAGAAGGAUGUUAUCUGUACAAGAACGAUCGGAAAAAACGUUCCCAAAGAUAAUUCAAGAAAUUACUCCAAUUCUCUUGAGUAAAAGGAAGUUAUCUGAGGAAAAUAUGUCCUCAAAAAGGACUAAAAUAAAUGACUAA
Molecule: messenger RNA, 1614 nt
Organism: Diversispora eburnea
Lineage: Eukaryota; Fungi; Glomeromycota; Glomeromycetes; Diversisporales; Diversisporaceae
Source: the annotation of a GenBank genome assembly